GUUUGUUAAUAUUUGUAUAACAGCCUUUGCAUGUUUUAAAAAUGAGAAGGCGAAAAAGGGAAAUAUAUUAAAAGGAAGAAAUACGGGAAAAAGCUUGGCCUAAGUAUAGUGUGUACGCCAUCGCUCUGUUCCAGUUAUCUCCAAAUCCACCUCCAAAAACCCCUUUCGCUCUCUCCUCAUUUUCCAUUGCUAGGGUUCUGCUCUCUUUGGGAGAUUUUGAUUUUAUCUUUUUCUUUUUCUUCUCAACAGAAAGGAAUCACUUCCCUAGCUUUGUCAGAUUUAAGUUUGAUGACAGUGUCAUAGUUGGAUUGUCUUGUAUAUAAUUCAGUGAGUCCAAUUGCUCAAAAGUGCUAAAGCAGAUGAUGGAAUUCUUGGCUGCAUAGCUGCCUGACUCCUUUUUAGGAACUUAUAUGAAAAAGAUGAAAAAUGGUGAUGAUUUCUUGAAUUUCCUCCCUUGCGACUUGUCAAUAAAGAUACUUACUGCUUUAGAGGGUCCAUCUGAUCUUGUUCGCAUCACUGCUGUCUCACGCAACUGGCGACAUUUUGUGAUUAGACAUGGUCUAUGUAAGCAUCUGUCCCUCCAAAUGUUUCCCCAAUUAUCUAGAGUUGAUCGUGUCAAUGAGCUAGGUGGCAGUACAAAAGGUCAUGCUGGAGCUGGAUCUAGUAAUUUUAUGGAGUGGGAAGCUUUGGAGAGGGAGCAUAGAGCUUAUGCCUUUUUAGCUCGAUGUUGUUUGUCAACUACUGCUGGGGAUUGCAUCUCAGAAGCAAUAAUUGCUUCUAGCACUGAUAAUUAUCCAGAGGAAAGCAUAUGUAAUACUUUGGAACCAAGAGAUAGGGUGGCUCGGACAGCUUCAUACUGGUCUAGUAAAGGACAAAAGAAUCCUGCCGUGCCUGAAACAUUGACAUAUAGAUUGAUUGCUGAUUUGUGUGUUGUUACAGAGAUCAAGAUAAGACCUUUCCAGGCUUUCUUCCAGUUUGGUUACCCUAUAUAUUCAGCGAAGUCUGUGAGAUUUCGCAUGGGUCAUAUCAAGGAUGCGGAUGAGUCAUGCCAGGAUUCUGGUACUGACAGGUUUGCAUGGACUUACACCUCACAAGAGUUUGAAAUGGCUCAGGAAAACCGCUUACAGACUUUCAAGCUUCCAGAGCCUAUUCUUUGCAUUGGUGGAAUAUUACAGAUUGAGCUGUUGAGUAGGGUCCAGAGACAGGAAAUAGAUGGCUUGUUCUAUAUCUGUGUGUCACAUGUUCAAGUUGUGGGACGCCCAUUAUCUCCUGCUUUUGGUAUUCAGAUACUUGAACCCCCAGAAAAAUUCGUGCUAGAGGUACAGAGUUAUUCACUGCCAACUUUACCUGAGCAGAUGAGCUCUAUAACCAGUUUGCAGAUGCGUGUGAGAGACUUGGAGCAAAUUCUGAAUUUACUGCAGGGAAAUGAAGGUGAGGUGGAAUAUGGAUAUGAAUGGGAAGUGGAAGACGAGGACGAGGAAGAAUUUGACAUCUGAGCUAACCUUUCACAUGGAAGCUUGUUGGAAACUAAAGCGUGUAACCUUGUUCUGGAUUAGCUUAUAUUCUGGUUUUAUGUGCUAGUGUUAUAUAUCAAAGCCUUGGCCAUUCAGAAA
Molecule: messenger RNA, 1613 nt
Organism: Gossypium arboreum
Lineage: Eukaryota; Viridiplantae; Streptophyta; Magnoliopsida; Malvales; Malvaceae
Product: F-box protein At4g00755-like
Exons: 7
Coding region: 411-1496 (361 amino acids)
Molecular function (GO): protein binding
Source: RefSeq, a predicted model, not a curated record